CUACUGGUUCGGUGCACAACUGCGUUCACGAACAGUCCUCAGAAGAGUUCCAAGCGCAAGGAAUCGUUGACGCUGAAAGAACGGCUGCAGCACGUACGACGUCGGUUGCUGGACCCGGACGGUGGCAGCUUUUGGUCGUCAUCGUCGUCUUCAGCAACAGCCGCUGACGACCAUUGCGAAAAGGCAACAACGUCUUCGUCGAGAGGCAGGUUCUGGAGAAAAAGGUUCGGUUGUGGCAGUGGAGAUGCGCCGGGAUCUCGUUACGGAUCGGCAUCGGCCGAAAGCGCUGCUACGAAGGACAAGAAAAGCCCAUCGUCACGGAACCGUCGCAUCCUUCGAAGCUUCAGCGAUUUCGAUCUGCACUCAUUUUUGUACACGAACCCGUCAUCGUCAUCGGUGGCGGUUGUCUUGCCGUCGACCACCACGCUUUCUGCUGUCGCCUCGCCUGGAAACGGUAACGGUUCGUGCCCAACAGAUGCUGUGGCGGCGGUUGCGAAUGACAUCGAACCGCAUCGAAUGCAAGAACUGUUGUGGAGGGAGUGCAAUAGCACGUCCUCGAUCGAUACGAUCGCGGCGAUGGCGACGACUUUAGGGCAAGACAACGAAGAAAAUUUUGUUGUAGCCAGUAGCAGCACUUGUAGCCGUUGCCGUCGUUCAAAACAGAAUUCGAUCGACAACGAAGAAGAGCAAGCAGGAGGAGAAGAAGAUGAAGAAGAUGAUGAUGACGACGAAGACGACGAAGGUUUAGCUGCUGAAUACAACGUCGUCGACGAGGUUGAACCUGUCGUCGAACAGCGACCACACUGUCGACGUUCUGACCAGCCGGAGGAAGGGCAUCGAGCAAUCACCUCUGUCACCGCCAUCGACCACGAUAAGUUUCAUCUCUUAGAAAAAGUCUUGCCCGGUGAUGAGCAACAGUUGUUGCCGCCACGGCAGCAGCAGCCAUCGCCAGCGUCGAAGCAGCAACAGCAGCAGCAGCGUUUCCUCUGUUCCUCGUCACCCGCGUCUUCUUGUUCCUCGUCGUCGUCCUCAGCCGCUUCCGCGUCUGUCGCCCCUGCCGCUGCCGCUGCCGCUGCCGUCUGUUCUUCGCCGUCGUCGUCAUCCAAAAAGCCGUCAAGGAUCUUAAAGCGUUCGAAGGCCGUCGACCUGACCUGCAUCGAAGGUACCACGGUAGUCGCCAAUCCGCCGCCGAAUCCGUCCACAGUGCGAGUUCGUUCCUCGUCCGCCGAACAGCAGCAGGUGGAUAUGUUUUCCUACCGCACCGCAGAUUCAUUAUCCGGCUCUGAUCAGGCAAUCUCCGAGUUUUUCAAAAACGGUGGCCUCGGAUCGUAA
Molecule: messenger RNA, 1332 nt
Organism: Soboliphyme baturini
Lineage: Eukaryota; Metazoa; Nematoda; Enoplea; Dioctophymatida; Soboliphymatidae
Source: the annotation of a GenBank genome assembly